CACUGCCUACGUUUUUGUUUAACCAGUUUUUGCCUCAAUUUUCUGGGGAAGACUUUUUCAGAUCAUCUCGUUUAUCCAAGAUCUUCAUGUUGUGUUCAUGAUAAUCCAUUCUUAAUUUUCCAUCAUGAUCCAUUAAUCUAUGAAUGUUUGACUUCGCUUAAUCCAAAAUUACCGGACCAAUUACUUGUAAUAAAGUGUUGGAAUCUGACCAACUUUCUUAAAGUAGGUAGCUCAAUAGUUUAAGAUAUUGAUUUGGUUUCAUAUGGAUCAGUUCCUCAUAAGUUCUUAAGCACAACAAGACAAGUGAGAGGGAACUUACAGGCUUUGGUUCCAGUUUUCUGUGAAGUAAUGGGUCGAGCUCGAGCCAUUCGUUUGUUUCCGGUACUUGUGUUAGUCCUGUUCUUUGUCAUUGCGGCAGAGGCAAACACUCAGGAAUAUGGCUAUAUGCUGAUUCUCAUGGAUGAGUGGAAUAUAAAACCUCCCAGUUGGGUGAGUGCCGAUCCUUGUGACGGCUGGGAAGGUAUUAAGUGCACCAAUUCACGCAUCACCGCCUUAGCGUUGGCGAACAUGGGUUUGAAAGGCCAGCUACCCACUGAUAUCGAGUUGUUAUCUGAGCUGGAAAUUCUGAAUUUGUCUUUCAACGAGGGUCUGACAGGACAACUUCGAGCUUCAAUUGGAAAUUUGAAGAAACUAGUACACUUAAACCUGGUUGGUUGCAGUUUCUUUGGUCCUAUUCCAGAUGCUAUAGGAUCUCUAACGAGGCUGUCAUACCUAUCUCUGAAAAAUAAUAGUUUCAGUGGGCCGAUUCCGCCUUCAAUUGGUAAUCUGUCCAGUCUGACCUUCAUCGACUUAUCAGACAACAAGCUGCAGGGAUCUAUCCCAGUCUCUAACGGGAGUACACUUGGUUUAGACAAGUUACUUAAGGCGAGACACUUUCAUUUUGGGAACAAUCAGCUCUCAGGUCCAAUUCCGCCUGGACUUUUCAGCUCAGACAUGAGAAUGAUACAUUUAAUCUUCGACAGAAACAAUCUAAGUGGUAGCAUCCCUUCCACAGUUGGACUUGUUCAGACAUUGCUCGCAAUACGCCUGGAUGAAAAUUCAUUAACUGGGGCUGUGCCUACGAGCCUCAACAACCUGACAAAUGUGGCUGAACUGCACUUGGCCAAUAAUAUGCUGACUGGCCCUAUACCCAACCUUACUGGAAUGAAUCUCCUCAGCUAUGUGGAUUUGAGCAACAACACUUUUGCUGUGUCGAAUGUUCCUACCUGGUUUUCCACCUUGAAGCUUUUGACAACAUUAAUGAUGGAAAACACAGGGCUGCAGGGAGACAUUCCCCAAGCCCUCUUCAGCUUUGGCAAUUUGGAGAAAGUGGUACUGAGGAACAACCUUCUCACUGGCUUAUUGGAUAUUACGAAUUCCAGCAGCGACUUGCAACUAAUUGAUAUGGAGAGGAACUUCAUUACUGAACUUACACAAAACAAGGACGGAUUUAACUACACAUUGAUACUGGUCAAUAAUCCAAUUUGUGAGGGGAGUCAGAAUAUUAAUUACUGCAUUGUUACUCCAUCCAUUGUACCAAACUCAAUGUCACCAACUCUAAGUAACUGCACGCCUGUGGCUUGUCCCUCAGGACAGGUUUCUUCCCCCAACUGCAAAUGUGCAUAUCCCUACAGAGGAACACUAGUCUUCAUCUUUGUUUCUUUUUCAAACUUGGGAAACUACAGUUACUACAGAUACCUUGAGAAAGCUAUCAACGACAGUUGUCAGUCCUUUAACCUUCCAGUGGAUUCAGUUUCUCUGGGUCGUCCUGCCUGGGGUUCAUCUUUUCAUCUUGAGCUUGUCAUAGAAAUCUUCCCAUCUGGUGAUCAAGUGAGAUUCAACCAAACAGGAGUUUCAGCAAUUUCUUCUUUAUUGAGCAACCAGACUCUUGACGGGCGUCCAAGAUUUUAUGGACCCUAUUCUUUGUUUUUUCCUUCCAGCAGCUCUGGAGGAUCAAACAAGGGAUUGAUAAUUGGUGCUUCAACAGGUGGUUCUGUGCUUUUGUUGUUGAUAGUCCUUGUUGGGGGUUAUGCUCUCUAUCAAAAGAGGAGAGCAGACUCACCAUCGCGUAGAUCCAUCCUUAUGACAGCGGUUCCCGGUGCUCCAGAGUUGAAAGGAGCAAGGUUGUUCUCUUUUGAAGAGUUAAAGAAAUACACAGACGAUUUUUCAGAGGCAAAUGAUAUUGGAUCUGGGGGUUAUGGUCAGGUGUAUUGUGCCACUCUUCCUACCGGCCAAAUGGUUGCUAUUAAAAGAGCUAGACGGGAAUCUAUGCAAGGUGCGCCUGAGUUCAAAGCUGAGGUUGAGCUUCUAUCAAGAGUACACCAUAAGAAUCUGGUCAGCCUUGUUGGUUUUUGUAUGGAGCAAGGUGAACAAAUGCUGGUAUAUGAGUAUGUUCCAAAUGGUGAUCUGCUUAACAGUCUUUCAGGAAAGUCAAGAAUCAAGUUAGACUGGAUGAGGAGACUGAAAGUUGCUCUUGGUGCAGCCAAAGGCCUGGCAUAUCUUCAUGAACAUGCUAACCCUACCAUUAUUCACCGUGACAUUAAAUCAAACAACAUCCUACUUGAUAAAGAUCUGGAAGCAAAAGUUGCGGACUUUGGUCUCUGCAAGUCUAUGGCUGACACUGGAAAGGAUUAUAUUACCACUCAAGUUAAAGGGACAAUGGGCUACAUGGAUCCAGAGUAUUACAUGACUCAACAGUUGACUGAGAAGAGUGAUGUAUAUAGCUUUGGUGUGGUACUAUUGGAACUGAUAACUGCGAAAAGGCCAAUCGAACGGGGGCAUUACAUUGUGAGAGUGGUACAAUCUGCAAUGGAUAAGUCAAAAGAUUUUUACAACCUUCAUGAAGUACUUGAUCCAGAAAUGGAUAUAGGAAAUGAUCAGCAGAAAAGUGUACAAAUGUUUGUCGAUUUGGCAAUGUUGUGCGUAGACGAAUUACGCGCUAAGAGGCCUAGAAUGGGGACAGUGGUGAAAGAGCUAGAGAAUAUAAUACAGAUUUCUGCUCCUAAAUGGAAUGACAACGCCAAUUCAGUAGCUACUUCAGCAAGUUAUGAGGACAGUGGAGAAGUUUCCAAGGAUCUUUACAGUGUAGUCUUCGAUUAUAGUACGGUUCUGGAAGGACGAAGAUAGAAGCUCAUUAGUAUGAUUUACAAUUAUACAGUACUUGACAGUUAGACUAUUGAAAUCGGUAGAAUUUGGAUUGCUAUGUGAAUAUCACUUGGUUUGGUUUUGAACAAGGGAAGAUUGCUCUGUGAAUAUCAGUCUACUUUUGUUUGAAAAUAAGGGUUCUAGCUGAACUGAUGUUUGUAUAUCUUAUUUUCGUAAUAUCAUUUAAUUGGAACCAUAAUGGUUCCAUUGUUUGCAUU
Molecule: messenger RNA, 3401 nt
Organism: Argentina anserina (silverweed cinquefoil)
Lineage: Eukaryota; Viridiplantae; Streptophyta; Magnoliopsida; Rosales; Rosaceae
Product: leucine-rich repeat receptor protein kinase HPCA1-like
Exons: 19
Coding region: 349-3165 (938 amino acids)
Biological process (GO): protein phosphorylation
Molecular function (GO): ATP binding; protein binding; protein kinase activity
Source: RefSeq, a predicted model, not a curated record